Physeter macrocephalus (sperm whale) is the source of this 988-nucleotide messenger RNA. Its product is annotated as dynein axonemal assembly factor 1-like. Gene Ontology annotation, molecular function: protein binding. The annotation marks the transcript as partial. Lineage: Eukaryota; Metazoa; Chordata; Mammalia; Artiodactyla; Physeteridae. The transcript is spliced from 5 exons. The record is from RefSeq and is a predicted model, not a curated record.
AGGGAAGCGUAGGGCUGCCAACGACGCAGACGCAGACGCAGAGUGGCCUGGCGGGCUUGAGGACGUAGUGAUCCCACACAACCGGGCUUCCCCACUGCUACGGGGUGUUCAGUGUUUCCGGGAUAAACAUGCACCGCGAGGCCUCGGAGCCCGUGACGGACGGGGGAGCGGAGCAGGACUGCGCGCGGGAGCCGGGCUUGGAGCCAGCCGUGGAGGAGUCGGCGGGUGACCACGGGAACGCAGGCCAAGGGGGCCGCAAGGAAGAAAUUAAUGAUCCUAAGGAAACAUGCGUGGGUCCUUCAGACGCUUCCUACCUCAGCAAGCAGAAACACAGUGGCGAUAGCUGGUCAGAUGGUCGCUUAGCACACCAAAGAGAUGACAAAGAAGAUCGUGGCCCCAGAAUGACUAAAAAUUUUCUGCAAAAACUGUGCAAGCAGCACAAGCUUUAUAUUACCCCAGCCCUGAACGAUACACUGUAUUUACACUAUAAAGGCUUUGACCGCAUCGAGAACUUGGAAGAGUACACAGGGCUGCGUUGUCUCUGGCUGGAGUGCAACGGAAUACAGAAAAUCGAGAACCUAGAGGCCCAAAAGGAACUGCGAUGCCUCUUCCUGCAAGUGAACUUGCUCCAUAAGAUCGAGAACCUAGAACCUCUGCAGAAACUGGAUGCUCUCAACAUCAGCAACAAUUACAUCAAGACCAUUGAAAACCUGUCCCGCCUGCCGGUCCUCAGCACGCUCCAGAUGGCCCACAACCACUUAGAGACCGUGGAAGACGUUCAGCAUCUCGAGGAGUGUUUGAAACUCCGUGUCCUUGACCUUUCCCACAACAAGCUGAGUGACCCAGAGGUCCUGAGCGUUCUCGAGAGCAUGCCCGACUUGGUAAAAGACACACGCGCACACAACUUGCGUUAUCUUGUGUUCUGUAGACAGCAAAUCUCUUUUCUCUUUCCCCUCCCUCCCUUCCCCCUUCCUUUCUCCCUGCUUUU